This is a messenger RNA of Actinia tenebrosa (Australian red waratah sea anemone), 668 nucleotides long. RefSeq lists its product as uncharacterized. The record is from RefSeq and is a predicted model, not a curated record. NCBI's taxonomy places the organism in Eukaryota, Metazoa, Cnidaria, Anthozoa, Actiniaria, Actiniidae.
UCUUACCUUUAGGGUCCUUGCUAACAGCUAGUGGUCGAGAUCGGCUGAUAUUUGGACUAUGUAAGGGCAAGCCCAAAAUAGAAAAUACUGAAACAGAAUCUCAAGACGCCAUGAUAUACAAAACAAACGGCCUUCAACAGCCAUCCAGCACUAGUUCGUUGCAAACCGUCUCCCAGUGUGGCACUACGAGAAGAUCAAAGAAGUUGUUGAAAGAAAACCAAAGUCAAAUUCGAAUCAUGAAGGGCCUUGCUUUGCUGUUGGUUGUGCUAGCUGUGCUUGUGGUGGACGCGUAUGAAGAUGACCCAUACGAAGAUAAAAUGAUGGCUGAGGACCAAGAACUAGAGACUCGUGCAUGCAAAGCAUGGCAUUCAGAGUGUAACAGCGCGAGCGAGUGCUGUAAGAAAAAGCCAGGCGCCCCUCAAGGACAACAGUACGAAAUGAAAUGUUUAAAACCCUGCACACCCGAGAAAUGUUCUGCAAAGGGACAAUGCUUGCCGACUAGAAGAAGCUGAACGUUUUAAAUCUUCCAAUUAAGUAAUAAUGUAAAGUAAACUAGAACUUCACACGCUUUAGUAACUAAUGUAGUAUAGUUUGUCGUGUAAAUGUCUUCAACUCAGUUUUUUCUCGCUCAAGUCAGUGUCAUAAUAAAUAUGUCAGUGCAAGUUCCA